This is a messenger RNA of Anopheles nili, 1953 nucleotides long. RefSeq names its product aspartate--tRNA ligase, mitochondrial (gene AspRS-m). Bases 1 to 1953 code for a protein of 650 amino acids. The transcript has 4 exons. Gene Ontology annotation, molecular function: aspartate-tRNA ligase activity; ATP binding; nucleic acid binding. Gene Ontology annotation, cellular component: mitochondrion; cytoplasm. Gene Ontology annotation, biological process: aspartyl-tRNA aminoacylation. NCBI's taxonomy places the organism in Eukaryota, Metazoa, Arthropoda, Insecta, Diptera, Culicidae. The record is from RefSeq and is a predicted model, not a curated record.
AUGCAGCUAACCGUGUCCCAACAGCAUAGAAAGAACUACAUAAGUGACCAACAAGGAACAUUUCGUCAUCUUAAUACAUCUGCUAGCUCACACCAACUGGGUGACCUCAAAACAUGUGCUAGUCAACGAUUGGUUGACGAAAAACAUUUCCAAGAAUGUCGAGUAGCACUCAUCAACAAAUUCACAUCACGUUCGCAUCAUUGUGGCGAACUGAGACUCGAACACGUGGGUCAGCAAGUUACGCUGUGCGGUUGGUUGGAGUUUUCUCGGAUGAAUAAAUUCUUCACUCUCCGCGAUGGAUACGGAACCGUACAGGGUCUCAUCCCAGAAGAACUGUGUCAGCAGUACAGUCUCGAAGGAGUGGCAUUUGAAUCGAUUCUGAGGGUUACCGGAACGGUUGUAGCACGUCCAGAGGGCCAGGCUAAGAGAAGCUCCUCGACCGGAGAAAUCGAAAUUCAUGUGAGUGGGCUUGAAGUACUGAACGAAGCCAAAAAGCGCCUCCCCAUCAACGUAAAGGACCAUAACCGGGCUAAAGAGAACUUGCGACUGGAGCAUCGGUACAUUGAUCUACGGAAUCGGGAUCUGCAACGUAAUCUGCGGCUUCGAUCGAAGGUGAUCAUGAAAAUGCGCGAAUGCAUGAUCAACGAUUACGGGUUUGUUGAGGUCGAAACACCAACCCUUUUCCGGAGAACGCCAGGGGGUGCACAAGAGUUUGUUGUGCCGUCACGAAAACCGGGCCACUUUUAUUCGCUUGUCCAGAGUCCACAGCAAUUCAAACAGAUGCUCAUGGUAGGAGCCAUCGAUCGGUACUUCCAGAUUGCUCGCUGUUACCGUGACGAAUCGACCCGUCCCGAUCGGCAGCCAGAGUUUACCCAACUCGAUAUUGAACUGUCGUUUACCGAUCGCGAAAAGGUGAUCGAUUUGAUCGAAAAUGUACUGACCAGUUCAUGGCCGUACCGUGACCAUCCGAUUAAAGGACCCUUUCCUCGCAUGACGUUGGCCGAAGCAAUGGAACGGUUUGGUAGCGAUAAACCAGACACCCGAUUCGGAUAUGAGCUGCAGAACGUAAGCACGUCGAUCGGAUCACAUCUCGCACCGACAGGUGUGCGGAAACAGGACUUCCUGGCGUACGCAAUCGUAGUUCGUGCGCCGGAAGCUCGAUCGGUGGGUAUCGCGGGCUUUAAAAAAACACUAGAAGAAAUCGCAAAAAAGAGCAAUUUCUGUAAAUUCACUCAAAGCCGUAUUACACCGGAUUGGACCACAGGGCCGAUUGUUCGUUUCCUCGGGAACAGGGAAUCCGCGGAAUCCUUAAGCGAAAAGCUUACACUACAAUCGGAUGACCUGCUUCUGCUCGGGUGGGGCAAGCGAAAUUACGUGCAAAAUAUGAUGGGAAGAAUACGAUUAGCGACGUAUGAAGCACUUGAGGAACGAAACCUCGUGCCAAAACGCUUGGCACACGCGCACAACUUCCUCUGGCUGGUAGAUUUCCCGAUGUUCAGCGAAAACGAAGAGACAGGACAGAUCGAAAGUACGCAUCAUCCCUUCACAGCACCACAUCCCGAAGAUUCCGCAACGCUGAACGCAGCCUGCGACGAUAACGUCUACCACAUCCGCUCGCUAGCGUACGAUCUCGUGUGGAAUGGCGUGGAAAUCGGUGGCGGAUCAAUCCGCAUUCACAACAGCCAACUGCAACGAAUGGUGCUGAAAGAUGUCCUGAAGAUUGAGCAUGCGCACCUGCACCAUCUGCUGGAUGCACUGGAUAGUGGUGCACCACCACACGGAGGAUUUGCGAUCGGUCUCGAUCGCUACAUUGCCCUGCUGUGCGAAGCGCAAUCGAUCCGAGAGGUGAUCGCAUUCCCGAAGAGCCUCGAUGGUAAGGAUCCCCUCUCGAAGGCUCCCGUACCGAUUAGCGAAGAGGAAAAAAAGAUCUACCACAUCCGCGUGGUAGAGUGA